Ictidomys tridecemlineatus (thirteen-lined ground squirrel) is the source of this 1853-nucleotide messenger RNA. The record is from RefSeq and is a predicted model, not a curated record. NCBI's taxonomy places the organism in Eukaryota, Metazoa, Chordata, Mammalia, Rodentia, Sciuridae.
CCUCCACCAAGUCCUUCCACCAUGAUGUGCUACUUCUCCUUGUGUCCAGAGCUAUGGGUUCAACCACCAUGGACUGAACUUCUGGAACCAUGAGCCAAAAGUUGUUCUUGUCAGGUCUUUUGGUCAUGGCAACAAAAUCUCACUAAAACAGUGGGGCAGAGAGAGCAUCAUGGCCAAAGGGCCCGAGGGGAAAGCUGCUCACCUCCUGGAAGCCAGGAAGCAGAAGAAAGGGAGAGGGCAGGGGUCACAGGAAAGAUGAACCCUUCAGUGCCCCCAGCGACCCACCUCCAACACGCCCCACCUGCCUGUAGUUACCAGCCUGUGGAUCCAUUCCAUCUAGGAUGGAACACCUCACAUCCAAAGGAAAUACGUUCAAAGACCUAACAGAAGUCAUGUUCAAAUAAUUCAGGGAAAGUACAAAAAAUGAUUCACCAAAUAGAAAAAUAUAAAUUAAAAGCUAUUAGUUAUUUAAAAAGAAACUCAAUAAAGAAAAAUAAUGAAAAGGAAAUUAAAAGAGCCUCAGAGAUCUAGGAGACACUAUCAAGCAUAUUAUAGUGUGAGGGGGAUCCUAGAAAGAGAGGAGAGAGAAAAACAUACAUUUGAAGAAAUAAUGGCCAAAAGAGUCCAUAUUUGCUGUAAAAACACUAAUUUACAGAUCCAAGAAACUCAAUGAAUUCUAAGUAGAAUACAUUCAAAGAGAUCCACAUCCAGAUGCAUCAGAGUCAAAAUGUUCAAUACCAAAGACAGACAAAAUCUUGAAAGCAACAAAGGAUUGAUUACUCCUAAUAUUUAAAGGAACCUCAAUAAGAUUAAGGACCAGCCUCUCUUCAGAAACCACGAAGUCAGAGCUCAGGGCUUAUGUAUUCAAAGUAUUGUAAGAAUAAAAGCUGUAAACCAGGAAUUUCAUAUUUAGCCAAUAAAAUUAUCCUUCAAAAUUAAGAUGAAAAUACAUUCUCAGGUAAACAAUAUCUGAUGAAUUCACUGGUCAUCAAAAGGACAUAGGAAAUACUAAAGAAAAACUUUACGCAAAAAGGAAAUGACACUAGAUGGUAACUCGAUUUGCAUGAAGAAAUCAGGAGCACUGAUACAGUACGCUUUUGUCUCUUUGAAGAUGUUUCCAAAGUCUGCUCAGCACAUCUACAGCCCAGAAUUUGACAGGAGUAUUAUUGCUCAAGUUUCAUGUUCCAAUGUCCAAACUUGUCUUCAAAGAAGAUGUGUGGAGAUUGGCCAUAUCUGUUCUCCUGGUGAAUGUCCUCAAUGUCGACUGCUAUGGACCUCCAGGACCUCCGGGAUAUCCAGGGGUUCCUGGAUUGAUGGGGCCCCCUGGUUUCCAAGGUCCCACAGGCAUUGUGGGUAUACCAGGACACCCAGGACCUAAAGGGUACAAUGUAAAAUGCCGCUGCAAAGAGAGGUCAGCCUUCACUGUGAAGCUCAGUGGAAGGCUCCCUCCACCUUCCAAGCCUGUUGUCUUCACAGAGGUCCUGUACAAUGAUCAAAUGGACUUGAACGAGACGUCGGGAAUCUUUAACUGCAGGAAACCUGGAAAUUACCAUUUCAGCUUUGAUGUUGAGCUUCACCACUGCAAGGUGAAGAUUGGGUUGAUGAAGAACCAAGCCCAAGUCAUAGAAAAGCGUCAGCUCUCUAAAGAAGAAUAUGAAAACGUUUCUGGUGCCAUGAUUAUGCCCCUGAGACAGGGGGACAAGGUGUGGCUAGAAGCAGAUGUUGAAACAGAGGAACCAAAUCAAGCAGAAAUCAUUAUCUAUUUCUCAGGUUUUCUGAUUACCUCCUAAAACUCUGAGCCUUGUGUGAUUCUUCCACCUGAAAAGAAUAAACCUAGUUUCCAGAUCUUGAAA